GAUUGGAUGCGUGCUAUCAGUAGAUGUAGUAUUGAAUUUAUUACUUUAACUCUUGAAGAUUUAGAGGAUCACUACAAAGCACUGACUACAGUAAAACAAACAAAUACAGAUCAGAAAUCAUCACCAUCUACAUUAAUUGGAAAUAAUAAUAAUAAUUCAGCUGUUAAGUCCUCAAUAUUUUCUAGACGUUCGAAUCCGUUUAAUAAAAGUAAUAGUGUUACUGGCACUAGUUACGAUAUCGAUCCUACUGGGUUCAAUAGUCAAUCACGCAAAUUGUGUCCAUCCAGUAGUUCCAAUGGUUUAUUAAAUCAAACCACAUUGUCCUCUAUAAAUCAUACUCAAUGGUUAUUAACACAGAAUUGGGAACAAUUAAAUUCUCGUUUAAAAGCUCAAUUCAUGAUAUUUGACAACAAAACUGACACAUGA
This is a messenger RNA of Schistosoma curassoni, 426 nucleotides long. The record is from the annotation of a GenBank genome assembly. Lineage: Eukaryota; Metazoa; Platyhelminthes; Trematoda; Strigeidida; Schistosomatidae.